This is a messenger RNA of Penicillium riverlandense, 723 nucleotides long. Its product is annotated as SDR family NAD(P)-dependent oxidoreductase. Gene Ontology annotation, molecular function: oxidoreductase activity. Lineage: Eukaryota; Fungi; Ascomycota; Eurotiomycetes; Eurotiales; Aspergillaceae. The record is from RefSeq and is a predicted model, not a curated record. The transcript is spliced from 2 exons. The coding region runs from base 1 to 723 and encodes 240 amino acids.
AUGUCAUACGCUUUGAAAGGCCGUAGAGCCCUGAUUACAGGGGGCUCUAAGGGACUCGGCAAGGUGAUUGCAGAGCUGCUAGCCGCGCAAGGUGUCCAGGUAGCCAUAAACUACAUGUCAAACGGCACAGUGGCAGAUGAAGUAGCAGCGAAUCUGGCCGAACAGUAUGGUAUCCGCGCGAUUACCAUCCAGGCCGAAACUGUAAGCGGCCUCGGCGGCCUCGAUAUCGUCAUCGCCAACGCCGCAUGGACCGCCUUCAGCGACUUCGCAGAUCUCUCCGCGCUCAGCGAGGAAGAGUGGGACAAGUGCUGGGCGACGAACGUCAAGAGUAGUCUGCACAUGUUCCGCGCCGCAAAGGACACGCUCAACGCGAAUCCGGACGGGGGUGUCUAUAUUUAUACGGCCUCCAUAGCGGGUGUGUCUCCAAGUGGGAGCAGUAUGGCCUACUCUGUCACCAAGGCUGCAGGAUUGCACUUGAUGAAGUGCCUGGCUCAAACGCAGGGUCCGAAAAUCAGGGUCAACUCUGUUAUUCCGGGGCUGUUGUUGACGGAUUGGGGCCAGCGCUAUUCGCCUGAGUAUAUACAGCGGUGGCGAGACGAAACAAGUUUGCGGGAGGUGCCUGAUGUGCGCCAGUGCGCUGAGAUAUAUCUGUCAAUUGCGAGGAAUCGGUCAAUGACCGGGCAACAAAUUGAGAUUGACUGUGGGUGGUUGUUAUCCCAUUGA